AUGCCUGGGGAGCUCAUUCGCACCGUUACGGCGAGCCUCGCGCGACCCAGUAAACGGAAUGCCGAGAAAAUGGACCGUCCAACUGACCUCUUCCUCAUUACAGACCAGGAUGUCGUCUACGAGCAGGAUAUCCAGCGGAAUCCUGGGAGCGUCAAGCCAUGGCUCGAGUACUACAGCUUCAAAAAGUCGCGAGGAACCGUCCUCGAGCAGGCAUUCGUACUUGAACGCGCCUGCAAUACCCUCCCGCGCUCGUACAAGCUCUGGAAGCUGUACCUCGAGCUUCGUACGAAGCAUCUUGAGAAGAAGAAUCCGGCAAAGUACGCGCCGCAUUACAUCAAGGUCAACGCUUUGUUCGAACGGUCCUUGAUCUUGCUCAACAAGAUGCCCGCGCUUUGGGAAAAAUAUCUCGCGUUUCUCAUGCAACAGCCCCUCGUUACAACCACACGACGGACGUUCGAUCGCGCGCUUCGCGCUCUUCCUCUCACUCAACACUACAGAAUCUGGGCCCUCUAUCGACCGUUCGCGAGUUCCGCGUCGGGGGAAACGGCGGUUAAGAUCUGGCGCAGAUAUAUGCAAAUUCACCCCGAAAACGCGGAAGAAUUCAUCGAGCUACUCAAAGACAUGCGCAAAUACACAGAAGCCGUCAAGAAGUAUCUGGAAAUCAUCAACAAUCCCCGGUUCAAGAGCAAGGAAGCGAAGGGACCCUUCAAUUUCUUCACCGAAUUGGUCGAUCUAAUGAUCGAUCACGCCAAGGAGAUCGAAACCGGUGACGAUAGCGGUAUAGAUGUCGAGAAAAUCAUCCGAAGCGGCAUCACCAGGUUCCCUGAUCAACGAGGAGUCUUGUGGGUCGGUCUCGCUCGUUACUGGAUGCACAAGGGCGAGUACGAGAAGGCCAGAGACGUCUUUGAAGAGGGCAUCACAACUGUGAUGACCGUCCGAGAUUUCUCCGUCGUCUUCGACACAUACGUCGAAGCCGAAGAAACUUUGAUCAGCAUCAAACUGCAGGACGCUGCCGUCCGUUCUGACAAAGGAAAGAUCGAUGAUGCUGCUGAUGCUGACUUGGACAUUCGUAUGUCGCGAUUCGAAUCCCUGAUGCAGCGGAGGCCAUUCCUCCUGAACGAUGUUCUGUUGCGUCAGAAUCCACACAACGUAAUCGAAUGGGAGAAGCGUGUUGCUCUAUGGGGAGACAAUAAGAAAGAAGUCGUUCAGACAUAUACCGAUGCCAUCGCCUCCAUCAACCCCAAAAAGGCAACUGGUAACUUCUAUCAGUUGUGGACCAACUAUGCUAAGUUCUACGAAAGCGCCGGCGACCUCAACAACGCUCGCGUCAUCAUGGAAAAAGCUGUCAAGGUCCCAUUCAAAUCGGUCUCGGAAUUGGCGGAGAUGUGGUGUGAAUGGGCCGAGAUGGAACUGCGCAAUGAAAACUUCGACAAAGCAGUGGAAAUUAUGGCCAAAUCUACACAGGCACCGAAACGAUCCACCGUCGACUACUUCGACGACUCCCUAAGCCCUCAACAGCGUGUACAUAAGAGUUGGAAAUUGUGGAGUUUCUAUGUCGACCUUGUGGAGAGUGUUAGUACGCUGGAUGAGACGAAGAAGGUGUACGAGCGGAUAUUCGAACUUCGCAUCGCCACACCACAGACUGUUGUGAAUUAUGCCAACUUGCUCGAGGAGAACCAGUACUACGAGGACUCAUUCAAAGUAUACGAGCGUGGUCUGGACCUUUUCAGCUAUCCUGUCGCUUUCGAAAUAUGGAAUCUUUACCUUACCAAGGCCGUCGACCGCAAGAUUGGCAUGGAACGGUUGAGGGAUCUCUUUGAGCAAGCCGUGGAAGGUUGCCCACCCAAAUUCGCCAAACAUCUUUACCUCAUGUACGGCGCACUCGAGGAGGAUCGUGGUCUUGCUCGACACGCCAUGCGAAUCUACGAGCGUGCCACCCGCGCCGUAGCUGACGAAGACCGUUCAGAGAUGUUCAACUUCUACAUCACUAAGUCUGCCUCCAACUUUGGCCUCACGUCUACAAGACCCAUUUACGAACGCGCUAUCGCUGCACUUCCCGACAGCGAGGCCAAGGACAUGUGCCUCAAGUUCGCGGAAAUGGAGAGGCGAUUGGGUGAAAUUGAUCGAGCAAGAGCUAUCUAUGGACACGCGAGUCAGUUCUGCGAUCCGAGGACAAGCCCCGACUUCUGGAAGAAGUGGGAGCAAUUUGAAGUUCAGCACGGCAAUGAAGACACCUUCAAAGAAAUGCUUCGGAUCAAGCGAAGUGUUCAAGCUCAGUACAAUACCGAUGUCAACUUUAUCGCCUCUCAAGCCAUUUCGAGAGCACAACAAAAUGGAGACGCUGACGCCCACGACGAUGACGCGAUGGCCGCGCUCGAGCGACAGGCAAGAGCACCUCAAGGUUUCGUCGCUGCCAGUACCGGUCCCCAAGGCGGAAACAUCAAACCAGUUGAACAAGCCCCACCGGCCAAUCCCGACGCCAUUGACCUCGACGACGAUCUAUGA
Aaosphaeria arxii CBS 175.79 is the source of this 2505-nucleotide messenger RNA. Its product is annotated as pre-mRNA-splicing factor syf1. Gene Ontology annotation, molecular function: protein binding. The record is from RefSeq and is a predicted model, not a curated record. Lineage: Eukaryota; Fungi; Ascomycota; Dothideomycetes; Pleosporales. Gene Ontology annotation, biological process: mRNA splicing, via spliceosome; generation of catalytic spliceosome for first transesterification step. Gene Ontology annotation, cellular component: post-mRNA release spliceosomal complex; U2-type catalytic step 2 spliceosome; Prp19 complex. The transcript is spliced from 2 exons. The coding region runs from base 1 to 2505 and encodes 834 amino acids.